AUGGGGGGCACAGGCUCCGCAAUCGCGCAGUGCUUGGUGUCGGUCGCGCUCGUGGUGGCCGGCGCCGUCGUUGCAGCGUCAUCGUUCGGGGCCGCGUCUGUCGUCGCCGGUGGCCUCAUCUCGGCUGGCGUGAGUGGUGCGACAACGACCAUCACCAACUGCGUGCAGGGCAAACCGGCAUCAUGGAAAGAGUGGGGCGAGAGUACCGCCAUCGGCGCCGUCACCGGGUUGGUCGGCGGCGCGCUGUGCGCGGGUGUCGGCGGGCUCGCCCAGGGGGUCGCGCAGGGCGUCAAGAUGGCUGCGUGGAAGGCGAUCGCGACCAAGGGCGUCGGAAUGGUGGCUGGCUCCACCCUUUCGUCCGUGACGUGCAACACCAUCACUAACGUGUGGAAUGACCGCAAGCCGUUUGAAGGUGUGGGCGUCGCUGCGGCUGUGGGCGCCGUCGGCGGUCUGUUUGCUUGCGCCGGCGCGGCAACUUUCGACUCGCUCAAGCGCAGCGCUGCGAGUUGGGUCGUAACGCGCCACGGCCUUGGCGUCGGCAUCGACACGGCAUCGUCGGUCGUGGGCGGCGUCACUGGUGCCUGGCUUACCGGAGCCGACAUGAAGCAAGCCGCGCUAAUGGGCCUCGCGACGGGGGCUGCUGUUGGUACGUUCACGACGGCGAUGCGGUGCAGCUCCAAGAAGUACGUCAGACGCAGGCAGCGGAUCGAGCGCGAACGGCGCGCAGUCGUCGAGGAAAUCCGUCACGUGGACGGCGUCGACUUCGCGUUCGAGCAGGCCACCGAGCGCAAUGAUCCGCGCGGCCAUCGCGACGUGGACCAUGUCGAUCGCCACCACAGCAAACUCAAGGGCCGGUUCAACGAGAAGGGCCAGGAAAAUGUGACGGACUCGAGCCGCUUCUACGACUUGGAGACGGCCAACCAGGUGCGGGAGAUGGCCCUCCCUGAAGCGGCCCACCGCAUCAACGGCGUAAUGCUGGACAAGUCCCCUCUUAUCGAUACCAUCAACCAAGGUGAAGUGACGGCGUUGCAAGCUCGAUGGAAGGCCUUGAAAACCCAAAAUGCUCCUCUGAAUGAGAUCGCGGCCGCCAAACUCGACGCUCAGAAUGUUCAGGCGGCGCUGUCUGUCAAGCAGCAACGCGCCAACGUGGUGGAGAUGAAUCGUCGACUCAACAAAUUGCGCACAUCAAGUAAAGCUACACCAGAGAAGAUUCAGGCUGCGGAGCUCAAAGUCAGGACCGCACACAAGUCGUUCGAUCAAGUCGUGGGGGUCUAUCUGGGGCAGGUAGAAGUGAACGUCCCCACGUCCCGAGGCUGCGGAUACGGCUACCGCAAGGACAACAAGGUCACGAGGGAGUUCAGCAUCCGAGGCGCCACGAGCUUCUUCAGAGGCGCCGGCAGCUCGGACGGAUCGAUUGUCUGGAGGGAGGUCACCUCGUACCCGAAUAGCGUCAAGCCAAGCUACGGUCAAAGUUGGUUUGCUGGCGACCGGAUGAACCGCCGACAGGUCGCGCGAAACGUACUUACACAGCGGAACGCAGCGCAGCGUUCCAACCGUGAACAAGAGGAAGAACUCCUGGUGGGCGCCUAA
Messenger RNA from Phytophthora sojae, 1590 nucleotides. RefSeq lists its product as hypothetical. Bases 1 to 1590 code for a protein of 529 amino acids. The record is from RefSeq and is a predicted model, not a curated record. NCBI's taxonomy places the organism in Eukaryota, Oomycota, Peronosporomycetes, Peronosporales, Peronosporaceae. The transcript has a single exon.